AUGGCUAAGAGGAAAAGGAAAAACGGAUCAAAGGUGGAGAAAUCCAGAACACGAAAGAAGCCUCUUGCUUUUUUCAAACCAUUUAUUCUUGAGACUUGCUCGAGUAGAUUGAUGCUUCCUUUGGCUUGGACGGAGAUCAUGGCAGGAAAGCUACCAAGCAAAGCAUUUCUGAGGGAUCACUAUGGGAACAUAUGGCCUGUGGAGAUUGGCAAUAUUGACAACAAAACUUAUUUCCUUGAGGGGUGGACAAGGUUCAUCAAACAAAACCACAUGGAACACGGAGACUUCUUCAUUUUUCAGUAUGAUGGAAUCCAUGUUUUCAAUGUGAAGUUAUUUGGAACCGAUUCGUGUGGUAAAAGAGGAGUUGGAAGUCUAGUCCAUAAAUUAAAGAAAGAGGCUGAAGCAGAUCAAGAAAAUGACCUAGAAGUUCAUCAAAGUUACAUCAGUGAAGAAGAUGAUAAAAAUGAACCAAAAAAGGACAGAGAAGAAAAUUAUGGGAUGGAAACAGUAGAUGUCAAGCAAAUGAAUUCAAGUCAGUCAUCUGAUACCAACAAUGGCUCAGAAAAUGUAACUGUUGGGAACGAAGGAGCCGAAGAAAGUCAUCAAUCUAAGAGGAAGAAAUCCGUGGAUCCUCAUGGCUACAAAAUUUUCAAAUCUGGAAUUGUUCCGCGACCUCAAAAUCCAUAUUUCAUCGCAGAAAUAAAGAAGAAGAGGCAAGAUGAGCUGUUCGUCCCAACUGAAACUAUCAAAGCCUACAAACUUAAACUCCCAGCCGAGACCUUCUUGCGUGACCCUCGGGGGAGAGCGUGGAAUUCGACUCUUGUUGUUUGGAAAGAUGGUCGUUCAUGUCGCCGGCCGGAAUCAAUGGCGUAUAUUGGUGGCGAAGUCGGCGUCAUUUCAGCAGUGGAGUCACCGGAAAUUGUUGUUUCUUUUGCCGACGGUGAUAUGAGAGUUCCACGGGAUUUUGGCGGAGAACGGGAUGUUGUUGAGUGGCUGCAAUAUUUUGAUUCCUUCGGCUCACGUUUUCCGAUUCCGGAAUUAGAGAGAUUCGGCUGUGUGCAGCAAUCACUGAUUGGGGUUGCUCAAGAUUGGUACCAAAUUCUCAUGGCCGGGAAUGAACAGUUGUCUUGGAGUGGUUUCUCUGAGAAGUUCAUUCGUCGUUUUGGUGGUGAAGGAUCGAAAGAGCACAAGUUUGCAUUGGAAACCGAUGUCAGUUCAACAACGAUUAUGUAUUCAUCACUAGAAAAAGGUAACACCCUUAUUUUGCAAGAUUCGGAUGAAGCCUUCAUUUCCGAUGUUGUUAAGACUGGUGAUGAUUGUGUGAUUCUGGAUAUGACUAAGAAUGGGGCAUGCCAUGAAUUUUUUACUGUUGAUGAUAAUUUUCUAAUCGAUGAGUUUAUAUUUACUGGUUAUGAUAUAAACAAUGCUCCCUUAGACUCUUUGGUUCAUGAUUCUGAAAAAUUGACUGGUGCUAGUGCUACUUUGAUUAGUGCAACUGUUAAUUCUGGUGAUGAAGAGGAUGAUUAUGUCUUCUAUAACUUGAAUGAUGAAAUUUUAACUCCAAUUGAUAAGUAUUUGGACGUUGCCUUUGAGUCUUUGAAAGGAUUGAGGGUUGUGGUGUUGACUGUUUGGAUAUUGAUGAAAAUGCUAUAUGCUGCUGUUCAUGAUCCCUUGUUGAAAAAAAAAAGUGAAAAUUUUAUGAUGUUGACUGAUGAAAUUUCAACUCCAUUUGAUGAGUAUCUAGACGUUAACUCUCAGUAUUCAAAAGGGGUAAAUAAGGAUGAUAGAUUGCCUGAAAAUUUUGAUGGAAGUUAUAUGAUGUGGAAUGAUGAAUUUGAUGAGUCUGAGUGUUUGAAUGAAGACCAUUAUUCAGUGAUUAUAGGCAUCGGGAACGAACAUAGUUUGAUCAACAAAAGAAGCCAUAUGACUUUAUUUGCUAAUGAGCCAAGUAAAAUGGGAAAUCAUGUCAUUGUUGAUAAAGAUAGUGAACUUGUAUCAGUUAAAUGUGAGGACAACCAUGGUGGAAAUGGUUUCAUAAACAGGGGGAACCUUCUAAGUUCAUUUCUUGUUGAUCCAGGGGGACUUAGAGAUUAUAUUGUUGUUGGUGACCUCUUGGGUGUUGAUUUGGAGCUGUGUGUUAAGUUUGUUUAUUCAUAUACACAUUUGAAUGAGGCUAAUGAGCUUAGAAGGAUUGUGGAUGAGUUCAUUGGAGAACUUCUGUUUGUGAAGUUAUUUGCAAUUGAACCAGGAGGAAAUCAUUUUGCUAAUAAUUUGGUGAAUGAUCUAAUUGAGCGUAAUGAUGGUUUUGGUGUUAUUUCUCUUGAAUUUUUGGGUGAUGAAAUUGUGCAUAUAGCUGCAGUUUGUGAAACUUGGAUGAAGGAAUCUGUUAAGGAUUAUAAUGGGACUGAGAAUAAGUGGUUCUUUGGAGAUUAUUGUGUGAUCAGAUUUCCAGCAUUUGGGAUUUUGGGAUGA
This is a messenger RNA of Oldenlandia corymbosa var. corymbosa, 2472 nucleotides long. NCBI's taxonomy places the organism in Eukaryota, Viridiplantae, Streptophyta, Magnoliopsida, Gentianales, Rubiaceae. The record is from the annotation of a GenBank genome assembly.